Messenger RNA from Entrophospora sp. SA101, 2040 nucleotides. The record is from the annotation of a GenBank genome assembly. NCBI's taxonomy places the organism in Eukaryota, Fungi, Glomeromycota, Glomeromycetes, Entrophosporales, Entrophosporaceae.
AUGGGUCGAACAUUGACAAAUACUGAUGCGGAUGAACAAACUAUUUCUCGUAUCAUAGAAAAAAAUGCUCAUACAAUACAAAAUUCAAGCAUUAAUGAACACACAAUAUCACAAAUUAUUGAGAGAAAUAAUUUGACUGUCCUUGGUGGUGCUGGUAGAACAAGAAUGAUGGGUAAUCAGGUGAAUAGAGAAUUGAAUGUUACUGCCAAAGCUGUUGAAAGGAAUCAACUUACCAUUCACAGUAUAAAUGAACGUGAGGAUAUGUCAUUGAUGCCUGAUUCAGAAACCAAAAGAAAUGAACCGAAAAUUAGUUGGCAAUGUUGUGUAGACUAUUUUAAUAAAUCUACUGGAUUCACUUUAACAUUUUUAAUGAUCCUUUCGUUUUUUUUAAUUGCUGCAGUAAGAAUAUUCAGUGAUUGGUGGCUUAUAAAAGGAAUAAAGCACAAUUUAAAUUAUGGUGUUUUUCUUGGAGUAUAUGGAGCACUUGUGGGUAUAAUUAUUUUAGGUGUUUUUAUACGUGGCGUGUUUUUCGCUUGGGCAAUGAUGAGAAAAAGCAUGUCUUUACAUGAUCGAACAUUUAGUAGAAUUAUGCGAGCACCAAUGGCUUAUUUUGAUAUUACACCUCUUGGGAAAAUCUUAAAUGUAUUUGCAAAACAUCAAUAUCUAGUUGAUGAUGUUUUAACUGACAACUUUUUAACAUUUGUGUCAUUUUUGCCACUUAUCAUCGGAACAAUUGUAUUUGUAAUAAUACUUGUACCAUGGACAGGAUUAGCUGUUGUUGUAUUAAUAUUCCUUUUAUGGGUUUUAAUAUAUUAUUCAAGAGAUGUUGAAGAAAGAUUUAAACAAUUAGACGCCGAUAGCAAAGCAUCAAUAUUUUCACAUUUGUCAGCCACAUUAGAAGGGCUUCCUAGUAUUCGUGUUUACAACGCACAAACGAGAUUUGAUGAACAAAACAUUGAUAAAAUAGAUUCAAACAAUAAAGCUUUAUUUGCAAUGAUGCAAGUACAAGCUUGGCAAUCAUUAUAUAUCGACAUAUUGGCAUCGCUCUUCAUAUAUGCAACUGCUAUAUCUGUUAUUUUAGAUAAUAAAGAUCCAUCUAUAGCCGGUUUGGCAAUCGCUAGUUCAUUACAAUUACCUUUAUUUGGUCAAUGGAUGGUUAGAUCUGGUCGUGAUGUAAUUUCAAUAAUGGAAAGCGUUCAACAAUUACUUUAUUAUCGACAGGAAAUACCCUCUGAGGCUCCAAAUAUAAUUGAAAAUAAUCGGCCACCAUCAGAAUGGGGAAACCGUGGCGAGAUUGAAUUUAAAAAUGUUAUAUUACGAUAUAAUGUUUACGGAAAAUCUACUUUAUUAGUAAGUUUAUUAAGAAUAGUAGAAUUGGCAGAAGGACAAAUAUUAAUUGAUAACCUGGAUACUAAAACUAUCGGUUUAAGAGAUUUAAGGAAUAAAAUUGCAAUUAUCCCACAAGAACCAGUAAUAUUUGCUGGUACAAUAAGAUCAAACCUUGAUCCAUUUAAUAAGUGUACCGAGGAGGAAAUAUGGGAGGCUCUUAGAGCAGUACAUUUAGAAGAUAAAGUGAAAUCCAUGCUAGGAAAAUUAGAUGCACAAGUUCUUGAGAACGGAAAAAUUUUUUCAUUAGGUCAAAGGCAAUUGUUUUGUAUAGCAAGAGCACUUUUGAAAAAAACUAAUAUUUUAGUGUUGGAUGAAGCAACUAGCGCUGUAGAUUUACACACUGAUGUUCUUAUCCAAGAAACGAUCAAAAAAAAUUUCGCUGAUCAUACUGUAUUAACAAUCGCCCAUCGAUUGAAUACAAUGGUGGAAGCCGAUAGGAUACUAUGUUUAAAUGAAGGAAGAGUUAUAGAAUUUGAUACGCCACUUAAUUUAUUAAAUAAUCAAAAUGGAUUCUUCUAUCAACUUGUAGCAUGUAGUGGGUCACAAGCAGCAGAAAAACUUAAACAAAUGACAAUACAACACGCAAAUUCAUCAAAUUCAUAUUCAACAGCUUCACAACCUUUACCAAUCAGUGGCGGAGGAGAAAAAUAG